This is a messenger RNA of Penicillium hordei, 792 nucleotides long. RefSeq lists its product as uncharacterized. The transcript is spliced from 2 exons. Lineage: Eukaryota; Fungi; Ascomycota; Eurotiomycetes; Eurotiales; Aspergillaceae. The annotation marks the transcript as partial. The record is from RefSeq and is a predicted model, not a curated record.
AUAUGUUUAUUGCUACUCAAGCUAAGAACACAAGUUAAGCUCAAGGACCUCGAGCAGCAGAGACCUGGCCAAAUUGUGCUCCACCAGUUGGAUGUCAAUGGCAGCGAUGAGACCGUACAGGCGCAGGUGGCGUCCAUCCUCUGGAUUGUUGGGCGCAUCGACGUCCUGGUGAACAAUGCCGGAUAUAUCCUUGAGGGUGCCGUUGAGGAAUGCUCGGGACCUGAGGCCGAAGCUGUGUUUGCAACCAAUGUGUUUGGCCAAAUGAGAGUGCUUCGCGCUGUCCUCCCCACUAUGCGCAAGCAGAGGUCGGGGGUCGUUGCUAAUCUAGGCUCCAUCGGCGGAUGGUCUGGGACUCCGGCUGCUGGACUGUACUGUGCCACCAAGGCGGCCUUCGCGAUCUACACCGAAGCUCUGUGCGGGGAGCUGGCCCCGUUCGGCAUAGAGACCACCUGCAUUGAGCCGGGAUAUUUUCGUACCAACUUCCUGAGUAGUGGGCACAAAGUCGUGGCGCAGAACCGAUUGGCCGAGCUGGACAUAGCCACCGAGUCUACGCGGGCAGGUCUGGCGGCGUACGACCACCACCAGCCAGGGGAUCCGGCUAAGGGCGCCCGAGUGAUCGUCGAAGCUUUGACCAAGACAGGACGUUGCGAGGGCCGUAAGCUGCCUCCAGGGCUAGCACUAGGCCGGGAUGCCGUUGCGGCGAUACGUGCAGCAUUGGCUCGCAACCAGGAUGGACUGGACCAGUGGCAAGAUGUUGUCAUGACAACGGACCAUGACGAUGUAGCCAGUUGA